Molecule: messenger RNA, 1206 nt
Organism: Paramacrobiotus metropolitanus
Lineage: Eukaryota; Metazoa; Tardigrada; Eutardigrada; Parachela; Macrobiotidae
Product: NADH dehydrogenase [ubiquinone] flavoprotein 2, mitochondrial-like
Exons: 7
Coding region: 260-997 (245 amino acids)
Biological process (GO): mitochondrial electron transport, NADH to ubiquinone
Molecular function (GO): NADH dehydrogenase activity
Source: RefSeq, a predicted model, not a curated record
UCAAAAAGAGGAUAUGUUUCCCCUGGAUGGCUGUUCAAUUUUUGAUUUUCCCUUUUCUACUUUUUUUAACAUUGGCGCAUUUCCGUGCACAUUGCAUGUCUUCACCUGACAAGCGAAGGUCUUUGUUUUUGCGAAGGUAGAAUACUCUUUACGCUUUCACGGUGUUUGGAGCGUUCUUGUUCUGUUAGAACUGAUCUGAAAAAUAUUGCGAAAACGACUGCUGAUUGGGAUACGUAGGAAAAAGCUGCAAAACGCCACCAUGUUGCCUUCCCUCGUAAAGUCCGUUUCCCGCGCCGCCUGCAUUACAAGGGGGGCGACAAGAGGCUUGCAGACGUCUUCCGCAACCAGGGCGGGACAACUCUUCGUGCAUCGAGACAGUGCGGAAAAUAAUCCGGAUGUGCCCUUCGAAUUUAACAAGGAGAACAUGGAUCGGGUGAACGCUAUAUUAGAAAUGUUUCCCGAAGGCCACAAAAGAGCAGGAUUGAUUCCGAUCCUGGAUUUAGCGCAGCGUCAGCACGGCUGGCUGCCAAUAUCGGCUAUGCAUAAAGUUGCCGAAAUUUUGGAUAUCCCUCGAAUGCGCGUUUAUGAAGUAGCAACCUUUUACACAAUGUUUAAUCGAAAACCGAUGGGCAAGUAUCACCUACAAGUAUGUACAACAACACCCUGUAUGCUCUGUGGCGCCGAAGAAGUUCGGGAUCACAUUAAGAAGAAGCUGGGUAUUAAAGUGGGUGAAACAACGAAAGACAAAUUAUUUACCCUUAGCGAAGUGGAAUGUCUUGGCGCCUGUGUGAAUGCCCCUAUGAUCCAAGUUAAUGAUGAUUUCUACGAGGAUUUGACCCUGAAAGACGUUGACCAGAUACUCGACGAGCUCAAAGCCGGAAAGCGGCCGAAACCGGGUCCGAGAAAUGGAAGGACAUGUGCCGAGCCGGUUACUGGAUUGACAUCUUUAACGGAAGAACCGAAAGGUCCUGGGUUUGGUUUGCAGAAAGGAUUAUAAUGAGACGUUUUUCACUAGAGAACUCUAGUAAUUAUUACAUUUCGAUGGAAAUAAAACAUUUUAUUAUGUGUGUUCAGUUGAAGUGCCGUAGAGGAUGAGUACGCUGGUUGCGCAGUUAUGUUUUUGGGGAUGUACAAAGUCGCUGUAUCUGUAUGAAGUUCACUUCGAAAAGUAACAGGAUUUUGAGAUUGAAUUAAAGUAAAGUUAAG